Molecule: messenger RNA, 3958 nt
Organism: Musa acuminata AAA Group (dessert banana)
Lineage: Eukaryota; Viridiplantae; Streptophyta; Magnoliopsida; Zingiberales; Musaceae
Product: monocopper oxidase-like protein SKU5
Exons: 10
Coding region: 341-2161 (606 amino acids)
Cellular component (GO): plasma membrane
Molecular function (GO): copper ion binding; oxidoreductase activity
Source: RefSeq, a predicted model, not a curated record
AACAGGGCGUCCACAACCGUUUCGGGUUCCAAGUCUAACGUGGCAUUUAACCCGCGUCUUGCCGUUCCAACUAACGCUCUUUUUCUCUCUCUCAAGUUAGAAUGCCAGUGGUCUGUUCAUGCUGUGGUUUCAGUACAACUUGCCAAAUACCAUAUCAGCGUGUCGGAAAGAACCACCGAAUGCGAGAGAGAGAGAGAGAUACUGGUGCUGUUUCUGAUCUCUCUUGUCCGAUCGCAAGCAGAUUGGUCUGUAAAGGGCGGUAGACUGUUGAGGCGGUGUUGGUAAUAGGAAGAGGAGUAAAGAAAAUUAACUCAAAACAAGAGGAGAGGGAGAGAAGGGAAUGGUGGGGCGGUGGCGGUCGAGCGCGGCGGCGGUGGCGGCGGCGGGGUGGGUGGUGGCGGUGGCGCUGGUGUGGGCCACGGCGCUGAUGCUACCGAGCUCGGCCGGCGAUCCCUUCGCUUACUUCGAUUGGGAUGUCUCCUACAUCACCGCUUCCCCUCUCGGCGUCCCCCAGAAGGUGAUCGCGAUCGCGAAGCAGUUUCCCGGCCCCAUUAUGAACGUUACCACCAACUGGAAUGUGGUCGUUAACGUACUCAACAGCUUGGAUGAGCCUGUCCUCCUGACCUGGGACGGAAUCCAGCACCGGAAGAACUGCUGGCAGGAUGGGGUGAUGGGCACCAACUGCCCUAUCCCCCCGGGCUGGAACUGGACCUUCCAGUUCCAGGUGAAGGACCAGAUCGGCAGCUUCUUCUACUUCCCGUCCCUCGGCCUCCAGCGAGCUACUGGUGGCUAUGGUGGGAUCACUGUCAACAACCGUGAAGUCAUCGCCGUGCCAUUUGGGAAGCCAGAUGGGGACAUCACCCUCUUUAUCGGGGAUUGGUACAUCAAGAACCACACGGACCUGAGGAAGGCGCUCGAUGAUGGGAAGGACCUCGGAAUGCCUGAUGGAGUUCUGAUGAAUGGGAAGGGGCCGUAUCGUUAUAAUACUACGCUUGUUCCUGAUGGGAUUGAUUAUGAAACCAUCAACAUAGAACCGGGCAAAACAUAUCGCUUCCGUGUUCACAAUGUUGGCAUCUCAACUAGCUUGAACUUCAGAAUUCAAAAUCACAACCUUCUUCUUGUGGAGACAGAAGGAUCAUACACUGUACAACAGAAUUAUACCAACCUCGAUAUCCAUGUUGGUCAGUCAUACUCCUUCUUGGUUACCAUGGAUCAGAAUGCAAGCAGUGACUACUACAUUGUAGCAAGUGCUAGGUUCGUAAACGAGUCACUAUGGAGUAGAGUUACUGGUGUUGCCAUUUUGCACUACUCAAAUUCCAAAGGCAUGGCAUCUGGUCCUCUUCCUGAUUCCCCUAACGAUUUCUAUGAUAAGACCUUUUCGAUGAACCAAGCCAGAUCUAUCAGGAUGAAUGUAAGUGCUGGUGCUGCACGUCCUAAUCCUCAAGGAUCAUUUAGAUAUGGUUCGAUUGAUGUGACCCAGGUGUAUGUUUUGAGAAAUAUGCCUCCUGUGAUCAUCAAUGGAAAACGCAGGGCUACACUAAAUGGUAUAUCAUAUUCUCCUCCUGUUACUCCUCUAAGGCUUGCUGAUGAGUACAACAAGCAGGGAGUUUAUACACUUGAUUUCCCCACUAGACCACUCAAUAGACCACCUCAACUUGGAACGUCUGUGAUCAAUGGCACGUACAAGGGUUUUAUGGAAAUUAUAUUCCAAAACAAUGAUACUAUGGUUCAGACAUACCACAUGGAUGGAUAUGCAUUCUUUGUAGUGGGGAUGGAUUAUGGUGAGUGGACAGAGAACAGUAGGGGUACAUACAACAAGUGGGAUGGUGUUUCUCGCUGCACAACACAGGUUUUCCCAGGGGCAUGGACUGCUGUCCUAGUCUCACUGGAUAGUGUAGGUUUUUGGAAUGUACGAGUGGAGAAUCUUGAUACAUGGUACCUUGGCCAGGAGGUGUAUGUAAGAGUCGUCAAUCCUGAAGAUAAUUCAAACAGGACAGAGUUGCCAAUGCCAGAUAGUGUCCUCUAUUGCGGUCUCCUAAAAGAUAAGCAGAAGCAGCAGAUUCCUCAUGGCUCUCAAACUUCAUCUUCUUUCAUCACAUAUGUAAGGGGCAUGCUGCUUUCAUCAAUGAUGGUUUUGGCUUCAGUUGCCAUUUUCCCAUAAUUAGUCCAGGUUAGACCGUAAGUGUGUUUGAUAGGGGGCUUUUUUAACCCCUUUGAGCAACGUGACUUGUUUUAAGUAACUUAGGAGAGUCGAGGUUCUUAGGUCUGAAAUCAUGUCAAUUUGAAGUUAAAUUAUUGUGCUUCUUAUGAUCUCCAUGCUUCUUUUGUGAUCAUUCAUUUAGCCAUCGAACAUUACUGAUCAUUUGUCAAUGCAACUUUCAGUUCUUGUUCAAGUUCUUGCCGGUGACGCAUGGUUUAUCCGCAUGGUUGUUUAAUGCUUGAUCAAAUUGUUUCAGUUAUUGUAAAAACUUGCUCUUGAACAAGAUAGUAUACUUGGUCAUCUAGCAAGUUUUUUAUGCUCUCCUCUUUCUGAUACCAAUGAAGAAUCACUUUAUGAAUUCACAGCUUAGUUGGACGAAUUAAGCCUUUUGUUUUUUUAUGAUACUAUAUGCAUACAUCAGCAUCUCCAACAGCAUGACAUUUAGCGCACUGCCUACCCUUGUGAUGCAAAAACUGAUGGCUGAUUCUGUUACAGAAAUGAUUUGCGCGAGUCCGUGACGGUGCAUUGCUGCCAUCGGGCACCAAUUCUUUUAGAUUCAGCGGUUGUUUCAUGUAUCAUUCAUUUUGGAUGUUGACACUGACUUGCAGGCACAAGUAAAAAGCUUAUUCUAUAUAUUCGUUUUGAGUGCAUGGACUCUCGUGGAUUCCAGUUGUCCUCAGGUUGACGGGUGUAAGUAUUUGGAACACUCCAAAUCAAUCUUUGGACGCCAUUUUCCAUAUGAUCGCAAUAGCUUAAACAAAAGAACUUAUCUCAAAUGGAACAUGGAUGGUCUUCUUAUUGGACUUCCGGGUCUCGAGCUAUUUGGUGGUAAAGUAGUAUAGCCUUUGAUUGUUGCACGGAUGCUCCAAUCUGUUGAAACAAGUCUUGUGAUCCUCAGGUUGUCUUGCUCAGUCAUGCCACUUUUCCGAGUUGCAGUAGUUUUUCGUGUGGCUUCAGCAAGCCUUGCACGUACUGUUAUGGAGAUAAUUUGGUCUCUGUUCAUGCUUCCAGAAUCCAAAGGUGAUCGACUUCGGUGGAAUUCUACCGCACUCAAUGAUGCACUGCUGAUGGGAUGCUCCAGACGGACCGUAACCGAAGCGGCAUCCGAUGAGGGACGGGAAACCAAAGUUUUCGUCAGACGCACCCGGUGGAUGCCGACUGCAACCCUUUGGCCUUGGCAGCUUUAGCAUCGGACGGCGGAGAUGUAGCUAUGGAAGGAUCCGAUUCGGAGUAACCGCUGGAGUGGAAUUAGUGAAAGGUCAGGGUGGACGAAAACGCAUCCAAAGCCAACCUUCCACCCAAUAUUUAUUUAUUUACUGAUUUUUCUUUCGUCAGCUUCAGUUUAUGACUUGCAUUACAAGGCAAUCAUUCCUGUCUAUCAGCACGAUCGAACCGCUCCUGUAGCUUUCUCUUGGGGCCCGAUCGAGUAGACGGCUGUGAUGUAUGCAACUAAAAACCCAGUAGGAGCCGACCCGCUCGUGGAGACAUUAUAACGCCCAGCUCAUAUGUCUUGUCUUUUUAGGCUCCCCUCAUGGAUCGGAUACACCUGUGUUGGCCGAGCCAGCAAAGAGGAAAGGAAACGCCUUCUUCGCCAGUUAUCGCGGCCCUCACCGCUGCGUGGGAUGUGGAACCUUCCUUGUCUUUACUGUUUGCAGAAACCCCACCCCUGCUUUCCUCCUACCUCCAUCCUUCGGUCUCCUCCGACUGCGACGAGUAGCUAGGGCUCGCCGAUUCGAUUCCUACUCGGUGUCGAAAGGU